Messenger RNA from Cyprinodon tularosa, 1925 nucleotides. RefSeq names its product acylglycerol kinase (gene agk). Gene Ontology annotation, cellular component: mitochondrion; TIM22 mitochondrial import inner membrane insertion complex. Gene Ontology annotation, molecular function: ceramide kinase activity; ATP-dependent diacylglycerol kinase activity; acylglycerol kinase activity. Gene Ontology annotation, biological process: protein insertion into mitochondrial inner membrane; ceramide biosynthetic process. The record is from RefSeq and is a predicted model, not a curated record. The coding region runs from base 270 to 1541 and encodes 423 amino acids. NCBI's taxonomy places the organism in Eukaryota, Metazoa, Chordata, Actinopteri, Cyprinodontiformes, Cyprinodontidae. The transcript has 14 exons.
AAAAUUCAGAUUAGUGUUACGAUUUACAAAAUUGUAUGCCAGUUAUUAUUUUGUUUAAAAUAGAAUUUUAAUAAUUUGUAAUACCGGUUUGAAUAAAUUGGCUUCUAACAUGUGUCACGAACAUUAGUUCCGGGUUGUUUUAGCCCGAUUGCUUUUGGCGUUACACCGCCAUGUCUGUGACCGCUGAAUUAAAAUAAGCAGUUAUGCCUUUAAAUUGAACCCAUCUGAUGCCUCACUGACAGUGCAGGGCUGGGGUUGUUAUUUUUACAAUGGCUCGGGUUGUUAAAGUGUUUCGGACUUUGAGAAAUCACUGGAAGAAAUCCACGUUUGCUGUGUGCGUCUUGUCCUAUGGGGGGUACUGGCUGUAUGGUAAACACUGUGACAGCAUGGUGCGCAGAGAGGCCUGUCUUAUAGCCAGGGAGUUUGGACGCCAGCAGAUAGCGCCUCAGGAGCGACUACAGAAAGCAACUGUUAUUCUGAACCCUGCAGCUUGUAAAGGGAAAGCCAACAACUUAUUUGAGAAGAAUGCCGCUCCAAUUCUACAUCUGGCCGGUGUGGAAAUUACUAUAGUAAAGACAGACUAUGAGGGUCAGGCUAAAAAACUGAUGGAGUUUAUGGAACAGACAGACAUGCUGAUUGUGGCUGGAGGAGACGGCACGUUGCAGGAGGUCAUCACGGGUUUACUGCGCAGGCCGGACCAGGACGUCUUCAGCAGUACACCAAUUGGAUUCAUUCCUUUGGGUUCCCAUAAUUCUCUGAGUCAAUCUCUUCAUUUCCUCAGUGACAAUAAAGUCAAAGACAUUACAGCAGCGACGCUGUCCAUUCUGAAAGGGGAGACGGUACCUGUGGAUGUGCUUCAAAUCCAAGGAGAGAAGGAGCAGCCGGUCUUUGCUCUGAUUGGACUACGUUGGGGGGCUUUUAGAGAUGUGGCUGCAAAGAUCAGCAAAUAUUGGUACCUUGGACCACUGAAGACAAACGCAGCUCAUUGGUUUCACACCCUGAGGGAGUGGCCUCUGGUCCAGGACGUCUCGGUUUCUUUCUUGGCUCCCACACUUCGGCCCCCGGAUCUGGCACCUCAGAAGCCCCCCAGGCCUAACCUACUGUACCGCAUCAUCCGCAGACUUAAGAACUACUGGAACCCUCCAAUUGAAGAGCCUCCAAAAUCAGAGGAGCCAGAGAAGUGGGAGGAGCAACAGCUGUCUACAUCAGAGCUUUAUAUUCAGACCCACAACAAAAAUCCAGUAGAGAGGCGGAUGAAUGACUCCUUGAUGGUCUGUGCUGAGCCAGAGAACCUCACCGUGGGCGAGUUCAUCUCCAUGGGGAAUAAAAAGGUGAAGGAUCCAACGCUUUUCACUGAGAACUCUACAAAACUGGAAGCCAGUGCUUGCCAGCUUAAGCUGCCAGAGGGCAACGCCGGCUUCUAUAAUAUUGACAAUGAGGAGUAUGAAGCGAUGCCCGUAGAGAUACGGCUGUUGCCACGGAAACUACGCUUCUUCAUCAGUGCGGAGCGCAGAGAGCAGCUCGCCUCACAGCCGCAGUGAUACAAAGCGUCAAGAAGGAAGACGUGGGAAAAACAAGGAGCCAUUUUCAGGAUGGAUUUUCUAUUCGUCUGAAUCGUUAAAUGACUUCAACAAGCUGGAGAUUAUUAAACGUUAAUCAGGCUUUUUUUAUUCUUUAGAUCUGUUUUAACCUGCUUACAUGUUACAUAAAAAUAUGUUGAUGCUAAAAGGACCACAAUUUUUCUGUGUGAAACUAAAUAUAUUGCUUAUAAUUUACAGAAAUUUACUGAUAGGUUUACAGUAGUCGUCUAGACUGAAGGUUGAUCAAUAGAAUUCUCCUCUGUCCAAUUCUAUGCAUGUACGGAUGAAUGGUUUCAGCUAUUAUCUGAUUAAAUAAAAAAAGUGCAGGAAAGCAGUUAAGUUAAA